AUUAGCAUAAAUCCCUCUUGCUAUUUGCUUCAAGUACAAGCCACUCUUAAAUCCAUUACAUAAAGAUAAGUUAAAGAGUCCAAGAAUCAUCUUUAUAUAUUGAUCACCUAGAAUUCUUUUCUUUAGCUAGCUUCAACCACCAAAAACUUUAAUUGAAAAACAAAAUAAAACAUGAAGUACAAUGAGAUAUCUCAUUUUAGCCACCCACAACACAUUCUAAGACAUGAAUACUCAGAAUUCCCAUUCAAAUGUGAUGGUUGUAAAGAAGUAGGCAUUGGUUCUCGUUACAAAUGCACAACUUGUGACUAUGAUUUACAUAUGCACUGUGCAAUUCCUUCACCUUCAAUUACACAUCCAUUUUACAAGAAGUGUUCGUUCCAGUUCCUCUCUCAUCCCCCGGGAAACGUGCCGCGCUACUGUAAUGCUUGUGAGAAGGAUAUUACUGGAUUUAUGUACCAUUGUAGGUCUUGUGGAUUUGAUCUUCAUCCAUGUUGUGCAAAGCUUCCUAUGGUGCUUGAUGAUGGAGAUGUAAAGCUUUAUUUGUAUAGAAAGGUAAGUGCAUCGUGCCACAGGUGUGGUAGGAAAGGGAGAAGCUGGAGUUACAGAUCAACAUGCAAGAAGUACAAUUUGCACGUAGCAUGUGUCAAAGAGAUGCUUGUGGAUAGUUGGCACGAGAUCUACUUUGGUCGUGGAGAUAAUUAUAACAAUAAUUAUGAUAGUAGUUAUAAUAAUAAUACUAAUUAUAGAAAAUUGGAGAAUACGAUCCCAAGUCUCAAAGGCACACUGCAAACUCAUCAUCGAAAAAGCAAAGGCAAAGCUAAAAAGUGCUGUGAAGUGGCUGGUUUAGCUCUGCAGUUUAUUAUAUCUGCAGUACUUGGAGACCCUACAACUCUUAUUGCUGGGGUCGUUGGUUCAUUAAUGUCAAAAUGAAUGCAAAUUAAACCAAGUGGGAUUUCAAUUACUGAUCAAGAUUGGAGAUCUAUCUCUUCAGAGGGAGAUUUGAUUAAGGACCUAAGUAAGUUGGACUAAUAAUAGUUAUAAUGUGGAAAAUGGUGGAUGUUAGUAUAAGGGGAUGUUGGACCGCUAAUGUAGAAAUUUAGUGUAUUUACGAUACAUGCAUAUGUCCUAACGCUAUUUCCAUUUCUAGAAAAUGUCCUAAUUUUCUAAUUA
Molecule: messenger RNA, 1170 nt
Organism: Lycium ferocissimum
Lineage: Eukaryota; Viridiplantae; Streptophyta; Magnoliopsida; Solanales; Solanaceae
Exons: 2
Coding region: 172-930 (252 amino acids)
Source: RefSeq, a predicted model, not a curated record